Corythoichthys intestinalis (scribbled pipefish) is the source of this 12333-nucleotide messenger RNA. RefSeq names its product reelin (gene reln). Gene Ontology annotation, molecular function: lipoprotein particle receptor binding. The transcript has 65 exons. Bases 455 to 10912 code for a protein of 3485 amino acids. Lineage: Eukaryota; Metazoa; Chordata; Actinopteri; Syngnathiformes; Syngnathidae. The record is from RefSeq and is a predicted model, not a curated record. Gene Ontology annotation, biological process: central nervous system development; neuron migration.
GCUUUUUAUGAGCCUUGAAGACACACUGGAGAAGACAGGACAAGGAAGGGCUUAAGUAAACGACAAAGUGCUGAUAGAGUAAAGGGAGGAGGAGACAGGAGGCCGUCUUAUGGAACUCUAGCAGCACGCGAGAAACUGGUGUUGGAGCGAUACGAGCGCAGAGAGGGAGGAGAGGGAGCCAUGGGGAGGGGUGUUGAGGUAUUUAAACGCUGGAGCAGGACAGCGCAGCUCAAGCGCUCAACUCCCUGAGUAAAGGUAGGACAGGGAGAGGAAGCACCAGAAGAAGCACAGCUUCUGCCACAAUUUGACACAAUAUUGCAGCACAUACUUUCCUAAACACACUUUUGGACUUUUUACCCAUCAGUGGACUCCAGAACCUUCUCCCUGGAAUCCAUCUACCUGUGUCCUCUUUCCCCCUAUUCAUUUAUCACCCACCCUCACUCUUUGGGGGCCAAUGGUGGCGGCGUGGGCCCCGCUUGGGGGCAUCUUGGGCUUCACCCUGCUGGCCCUGGUUCUGGGCAGCAGCAGCGUGGACUUUGGGGUACCUCCGGCAAGCUUCUACCCCCGGUUCAACCCGUUUUUCUUCCUGUGCACCCAUCAUGCAGAGCUGGAUGGAGUUGGGGUUGCUGAAGGUGGGGAUGAAGUGCUGCUCACCCUCCAGAUUCUGGGUAACCCCACUGCCUACACCCCAGGACAGGAAUACCAAGUGAGCAUCUCAACCAGCGUGUCCUUCGACGGACUACUGGUGACUGGCCUCUACACUUCCACACCUGUCCAGUCUGCUCCCAUCCCUCCGCCGGCUGCUUUUGGUUUCGGUGUAUUGCCAGAUCGUCAGUUCAGUGGCACCCAGUUUGUUUGCAGCGUGGUCGCCUCCCAUGUGAGCCACCAGCCGUCCACCAGUUUUAGUUUUGUCUGGAUCGCACCACCUCCUGGCACUGGCUGCGUCAACUUCCUAGCAACAGCCACACACCGAGGACAGAUCCUUUUCAAGGAUGCUCUUGCCCAGCAACUAUGCGAACAGGGAGCUCCAACAGAGUCCCCUUUGAGACCAAGUCUAUUGGAAGUCCACGCGAACCAUGCUGUGCUGCGUGAUGACUUUGAUUCCAAUUUGGAAGGGGAGCUGGAUACAACAAUCUGGUCUGAGUGCACAAACUGUGAGCUAGGUGAGCAGUGUGGGGUUCUUAUGCAUGGCAGAGCAAUAACAUUCUGUGAGUCCCGUGGAGAGCGUGAGCUGACCACUGUCGCACUCAACACCAGCACAGCAUCUGUCCUUCAAUUUGCCCUGGGUUCAGGCUCCUGUCGUUUCAGUUACUCAGACCCCAGCAUCAUCGUAUCAUACAGCCUUAACGGAAACACCAACACUUCUGACUGGAUCACAUUGGAGAAGAUCAGAGCUCCUACCAACAGCAGCACCUUCGUCCACCUUCUUCCAAUGCCACAGAGGUCCAAGGCAGAGAAUGUCCAUCUGCGCUGGUCUCAGGAAGCUCCACAAGACCCCGAAGGCUAUGAGUCCUGCUGGGGAUUGGACAAUGUAUUGCUGGUCAAUGCUGUCCAUCAAGUUCCCCUCAUGGAGGACAAUCUGGACCCCCCAGACACUGCCAAUUGGCUCUUUUUCCCCGGUGCUACUGUCAAACAUGCUUGCCAGUCAGAGGGGAACUCUUUGUAUUUCCAUGGGGGUGAGGCAGUCGGGUACAACUUCGCCUCCAGCAGAGACAUUGACCUGCACCGUGAAGAGGGAAGAAGCUACUGGGAAGAGGAUUUUGAGAACCCACCCUCAAACUGGGACAUACAAGGAGCUGUCUACGGCACCCAGUGUGGUGAGAUCGAGUCUGGCUCGGCGCUGGUGUUUGAGAUGGACGGGCGAAGGAGAGUGUGUACGCCGUAUAUCGACACAACUUCAUAUGGCAACCUCCGCUUCCACUUUUCUAUGGGUGGUGGUGAAUGCGAUCCUGGGGAGUCACAUGAUCACAAUGUGAUUCUAUUUGGAAGGUCGGAAGGCAAGAGGGAACGUGUCAUCCUGGACACCCUUCCAUAUUCUUCCUAUCGGACACCUGCGGUGGUUUCGGUGGCACUGCCCUCUGAGCUCCAAACACCAGCCUCUCAGAUCUGCCUCGAACAGGUCUCACACGGGGGCGCCAACCGCCACGUGUGGGCCAUGGAUUUCAUGCAGCUCCUGCCUGUGUUGCCUGGUACGCACACACAUGUUGUGCAGUUUUCCAUCAACCUCGGCUGCGGCUCCUACCAGCCUGCCAACAGUGUGAGUCUGGAUUUUUCCACCAAUCACGGUCGUUCUUGGUCUCUUCUCCACACUGAGUGUCUGCCAGAGCUUUGUGCUGGACCUCACCUGCCUCACAGUACCAUCUAUUCUUCUGACAACUACAGCGGGUGGACCAGGAUCUCUAUUCCUCUGCCCAACGCUGCCCUGACUGAGAGCACACGCUUUCGCUGGAAACAGUCUGGCACCGGAUUGGGCAACAUGUGGGCCAUUGACAAUGUGUAUAUUGGUCCAGCCUGUCUCCGCUUCUGCUCUGGGAGAGGACAUUGUUCUCGCACUGGCUGCAAAUGCGACCCAGGCUUCAGUGGCCCAGCCUGCGAGCUGGCCUCCCAGACAUUCCCGGCCUUCCUGUCCGAGGGCUUCUCUAGCCCUCGCCUUUCCUCCUACCACAGCUUCUCCUCUCUCCGUGGAGCAGAGGUCAGUUUUGGCUGUGGGGUUCUGGCAAGCGGCAAGGCACUGGUCUUCAACAGGGACAGCAGGAGGCACCUAGUCACAGCACCGCUGGACAGCUCUCAGGCCAGAUACCUCCAGUUCACCCUCCGACUGGGCAGCCGAAGUACUCUUAGCUCCUGCCCUGCCCCAGACCAGGCAGGAGAGGGUGUUCUGUUGCACUACUCCACAGACAAUGGCAUAACCUGGACUCUGUUGCAGCACUACGCUUACCAGGGGUUUCAUGAGCCAAGAAUUGUGUCUGUUGAGCUCCCAACUGGUGCACGAAAGUUUGGUGCGCAAUUCCGCUGGUGGCAACCUUACCACUCAGGACGUGGUCAUGACGUUUGGGCCCUGGAUGAAAUCAGCAUGACCUCUGUGCUUUUUAACACCAUAAGUCUGGACUUCAGCAAUGUAUUGGAUGUCACACAAAGUCUUGGUUUUUACCUUGGUCACGUCCAGCCGUACUGUCGGCAUGACUGGACCCUCAGUUUCUCCGGUGAGCCCAGCCCUGGUUCCAGUAUUCGCUAUGUGGAGACUCAAUCAAUGCAGAUCGGGGCCUCCUACAGUCUGCAGUUUUCACUGGUUAUGGGCUGUGGUCGUGAAUCGUCUGCUCACAUUGACACUCAAGUCCGUCUGGAGUUCUCCACCAAUCAUGGCCUGACUUGGCACCUGGUCAAAGAGGCCUGUCUGCCUGGCAUGCCAAGCUGCUCAGAGUUUACCGCUGCCAGUGUUUACCACCCAUCAGAGUUCACGAACUGGAGACGCAUCACCCUUUCUCUGCCUCAAAAAACAUGGUCCAGCGCUACUCGCUUCCGAUGGAUCCAGAACUACUACGGAGAGCAGGAUGAAUGGGCCCUGGAUGACAUUUAUAUCGGCCAGCAAUGUCCUAACAUGUGCCACGGACACGGUUGGUGUGACCACGGACACUGCAGGUGUGACGAUGGUUACUCUGGUACAGACUGCUUGCCCUCGUCGCCACUCUCAUCGAGUGUUUUCUCAGACUUUGAGUCCCAGGAUGCACUGCAAGCUACUUGGCAAGAAGUAAUCGGUGGUGAGGUGGUCAGCCCUGAUGUUGGAUGUGGGGUGGUAUCAUCUGGUUCAUCCCUUUACUUCAGCAAGGCUGGCCUGCGGCAGCUUCUAAGUUGGGACCUGGACACGGAAUGGGCGGAGUUUGUCCAGUUCUACCUGCGUGUGGGUGGAGACUUGGCAGAUUGUAACCAGGCGGACAGCAGAGAGGAGGGAGUGCUGCUGCAGUACAGCAACGAUGGAGGCAUCACCUGGGGCCUCAUUGCUGAGAUGUACUUCACUGACUUCACCAAGCCUCGCUUUGUCCACUAUGAGCUUCCUUUGGCCUCAAAGACACCCUGCACUAGAUUUCGUUGGUGGCAGCCUCUUCACUCUGGAGAGGGCUAUGACCAGUGGGCAAUAGAUGAUGUCAUCAUUUUAUCUGAGCGGGAGAAGCACAUCAUCCCAGUGGCAAGCCCUACUCUUCCACAGAACUUCUAUGAGAAGCCAGCUUUCGACUACCCACUAAACCAGAUGAGCGUGUGGCUGAUGUUGGGUAACGAAGGCAUGGAGAGGGACAGCAACGACAGCUUCUGUGCUCCAACUGCGUCUUCCAUGGUGUUUGGGCGCUCCGAUGGGGACAGAGUGGCGGUCACCAGGGACCUUGCGCUGAGGCCAGGCUACACCCUCCAGUUUAAGUUAAACAUAGGCUGCGAGUCAGAGUUCAGUGCAUCUGCACCAGUCCUGCUGCAGUACUCCCACGACGCUGGACGUACUUGGGCUUUGGUAAAGGAGGGUUGUUACCCCGGGUCCCCAGGAGCAGGAAACUGUGAAGGCAGUGGCCGGGAGCUUAGGGAGCCCACCGUUUUCAACACUGGAGACUAUGAAGAGUGGACCAGGGUCACUGUGGUCCUUCCACGGAAUGUUGCAGCCAGUAAAACCCGCUUCCGCUGGUUCCAGGAGAGCAGCAUUUAUAGAGAUGCUCCAGCUUUUGCACUGGAUGGAGUUUAUAUCUCCGAGCCCUGUCCCAAUCAUUGUGGCGGGCAUGGUGAUUGUAUUUCUGGAGUCUGCUUCUGUGACAUGGGGUACACAGUUGAACAGGAUAGUUGUGUCCCAUCUAUUAGCAGUCCGACUGAACUGACUGAGGGAUUUGAGGGCAAGCUAAGUCCACUUUGGCAGAGCAUAAGUGGAGGGCAAAUCGGAGGUGGUUGUGGAAUAAUUAGUGAGGGCAAGGCGCUUUACUUCAGUAGCCCUGGAAGAAGGGAGGCUCGCACGGUGCCGCUCGACACCACCAACACUCGGUUGGUGCAAUUCUACAUACGAAUAGGCAGUAAAAGUUUGGGACCCACUUGCACCAGGCCCCGUUCACGCAAUGAAGGUGUCCUUCUACAGUUUUCAACCAACAACGGUGUCGAGUGGCAAUUCCUGCGAGAACUAGACUUCAGCUCUUUCCUGGAGCCCCAAGUAGUGACCGUUGAAUUGCCACCUCAUGCCAAAUCACCUUACACAGUGUUUCGGUGGUGGCAGCCCCAGCAAGGGAAACACUCAGCUCAGUGGGCUCUGGAUGAUGUCCUAAUUGGUAUGAACGACAGCUCCAGAACUGGUUUCCAUGACAAGUUUGACGGCACCACACCACUUAGACACAACUGGUACCGCAUUCAGGGUGGGGAAGUGACUGUGGACUGUUUGUCUCUGGACACGGCUCUGACCUUCAACUCUGAAGCCAUUGAUAAGAAGCCAAGGUAUGCCGAGAGCUGGGACUUUGAGGUGUCAGGCUCAUCCUUCCUGCAGUUCGAGCUGAGUAUGGGCUGCAGCAAGUCCACUUCCUUUUCCCACGGCGUGCGUCUGGAAUACUCCACGGACUGUGGACGCCACUGGUCCCUCAUCACUCCAGAGUGUGUCCCCCCAGCUAUCGGUUGUGCCGCUUACACUCAGAGCUCCAUCUAUACGUCCACACAGUAUAAACACUGGAGGAGGAUAACUGUGUACUUGCCAAGUGCUGCAAAUUCUCCAAGAACUCGAUUUCGUUGGAUCCAGACCCAUUUCACUCCAGGGGCUGAGGGUUGGGCUCUCGAUAAUGUGUUACUUGCACCCGGAUGCCCGUGGAUGUGCUCUGGUCACGGCCUAUGUGACAAUGGACACUGCGUGUGCGACGAGGGUUAUGAAGGUGCACACUGUGUACCAGCAGUACCCCUCCCAUCUGUACUGAGAGAAGACUUCAAUGAGCACCUGCAACAGGAGACCUGGCCUGAGGUUUAUGGAGCUGAGAGGGGAACCCUUAGUGGAGAGCCUCUUAAAUCUGGAACCGCCCUCAUCUUUAAAGGGGAUGGCCUGCGUAUGUUGGUGUCAAGAGAUCUGGAUUGUACCAACACGCUCUACAUUCAAUUCUCCUUCAAGUUCAUUACGAAAGGUGUACCUGAGCGCUCCCACUCAGUGCUGCUGCAGUACUCUGUGAAUGGAGGAAUUAGCUGGGUGUUGCUGGAUGAGUUUUACUUCCCAGCUUCCACGGAUACACUGUUCCUCCACCUGCCGCUGCCCACUAGCGCUCAGACCAACGCCACCCGCUUCAGACUCUGGCAACCUUACAACAGUGGUAAGAAGGAGGAGGUGUGGGUGAUAGAUGACCUCAUCAUCGAUGGUAGCUCCUUACACAGCCGGCAAGUAGUUAUAGACAGCUUUGAAGAAGGCCCUAACCAGUCUAACUGGCUGUUCUACCCGGGGGGAAAUACUGGCCUCUAUUGCCCCUACCAGAAGACGGGCUUAGAGGAGGAUGAGUCAGCCAUGGUGUUUGUCUCCAGCGAGCUGGGGGAGCAUUCCAUAACCACCAGGGACAUUGACGUGAAUGAGAACACAAUCAUCCAGUUUGAGAUAAAUAUCGGCUGCACGGCCGAAAGCUCCUCCGCACACCCAGUGCGCCUUGAGUUCUCACGGGACUUCGGUGCCACUUGGCACUUGCUGGUACCGCUGUGUGACGGUGGGCCGCAGCCAUCUUCCCUGUGCUCCACCGAGCUCCACCCGGCCAGUGUUUAUUUUCCUGGCGCCACGCAGGGCUGGAGAAGAGAAGUCAUACACUUUGGCAAACUGCAUCUCUGCGGGUCUGUGAGGUUCCGUUGGUAUCAGGGCUUCUUUUCAACUGGAUCUGCUCCUCCAACAUGGGCUCUAGAUAAUGUCUACAUUGGUCCUCAGUGUCAGGACAUGUGCAGUGGACAUGGAGCUUGCGUUGGGGGCACCCAUUGUUUGUGUGACCCCAACUACUCUGGUAGUGACUGCUCUGUGCCCGACAUUCCCAAUGCGGACUUCCUUAAAGAGGACUUUGAAGGUGGAGCAGUGGAUGUUGACCUUUUUAAACAGCUGAGUGGGGGAAAACCAUCCAGAAAAUGUGGUAUUAUGUCCAGUGGGAACCAUCUGUUCUUCAGUGAGGAUGGUCUACGCAUGUUGGUCACCAAUGAAUUGGAUUUAUCUAAUGCCAGGUUUGUUCAGUUCUUCUUGCGUCUCGGCUGCGGUAAGGCAGCACCGGACCCUCGCUCCCAGCCAGUUCUGCUGCAGUAUUCUCUGAAUGGAGGUCUGACUUGGGGUCUCCUCCAGGAAUUUCUCUUCAGCAACAGCAGUAAUCAGGCUCGCCUGGUGGCUCUUGAGAUCCCACUGCGCGCUCGCACUUCAUCCACUCGCCUGCGCUGGUGGCAGCCUUCUGAGAAUGGACAGUUUUACAGUCCGUGGGUUAUUGACCAGGUGGUGGUUGGUGGUAGUGCCAGUGGCUGGGGCCCUCUUGAAGAUGAUUUCUCAUCUAUCGAUGGACGUUCAUGGCUCCACCACCCAGGAGGAACCAGAAUGCCAGUUUGUGGCUCGGACGGACCUGCUUUUGCUUUUAUAGAGAAGUCUAACACCCGCUACGCAGUCACCACGGACAUCAGUUUGGGUCAAGACGCUUUCAUUCAGUUUGACUUUUCGGCAUCCUGCUCUGUAACCAACUCCUGCUACUCGGUGGAGCUAGAGUACUCUCUGGAUUUAGGUCUUACGUGGCAACCUGUCAUUCGAGACUGUUUACCGACAAGCCCCGACUGUUCCUCCUACACGCUGCAGAGGCUGCUCAUUUCUGAUACAUACAACAAGUGGGGUCGGGUGACUCUACAUAUCCCAUCAUAUGCAAGAUCUCCAGCCACAAGGUUCCGCUGGUUCCAACAGGCCCCAUUUGACAAGCAGCAGACCUGGGCCCUGGAUAAUCUCUAUAUCGGAGAUGGCUGUCCAGAUAUGUGUUCUGGACACGGAAGGUGCCAACAGAGCACUUGUGUGUGUGAUUCAGAGUGGGGUGGCGAAUACUGUGAUGAGCCGGUGGCUCUUCUCCCCUCCCAGCUGAAGGACAGCUUCAGUCGGACGCCCUCACUAAGUCACUGGCACACGCUCACUGGAGGAAAGCUCAGCACUGUGUGUGGGGCUGUGGCCUCUGGAUCAGCUCUGCACUUUAGUGGCAGUUGCAGCCGUCAGUUGGUGACAGUUGACCUCAACCUGACCAACGCCGAAUUCAUUCAGUUCUACUUCAUGUACGGCUGCAUGAUCCCGCCUAGCAACCGUAAUCAGGGCGUGCUCCUGGAGUACAGCUUGAACGGAGGAAUCCACUGGCAUCUGCUGACAGAGAUCUUCUAUGAUUUGUACACAAAGCCCGGGUUUGUGAAUGUUCUGCUGCCUCCCGCCGCCCGCCAAGAAGGCGUGCGUGUGCGUUGGUGGCAGCCUCAGCAUGACGGAGUGGAUCAGAGCGAUUGGGCUCUGGAUAACGUCCUUAUUUCCGGUUCAGACACCAGAACACAGAUUUCUGACACCUUCGGCGGCGUGGCACUGCCCAACCACGAGAGAGCUCCGGCUGAUGAAACCGCAGACCCAAACAGUGACGUGGCCGAGCUGGAGGAAACACCUAUCGUGAGCGAGCAUUGGUUGUUCUCAGAAGAUUGCUCAGUUCAGCGUUUCUGCAGCUCCCCUGAUGGAGUGAUGGCGUGCGGCAAUGCUGAUGGCAGGGAGGUCUAUGCUGUCACGCACGACAUCAUCCCUGAAAAGGGUUGGGUCAUGCAGUUUAAGAUUGCGGUGGGCUGCGUUGUGCCAGAUCACACCGCAGACAGACAGGUCCACGUUCAGUACUCUGCAGACUACGGUGUGACGUGGAAAUACCUAGUCCCUCAGUGUCUGCCUGCUGAUCCCCGCUGUGGAGGUCACGUCUCACCGCCGUCCGUCUUCUUCCCCGCGCAAGGAUGGAAGCGGGCCGUCUAUCCCUUGCCCGAUGGCCUGGCUGGCACUUCGGUACGCUUCAGGUUCUACCAGCAGCACUCAGAUGUGCAGUGGGGAGUGGAGAACUUUUACAUCGGGCCAGCGUGUGACAGCCAUUGUGGCGGGCAUGGAGACUGCUUGGAUCAACGUUGCCUCUGUGACCCAGGAUUCACUGGACCAAACUGCUAUGCCAGUACAGCUCUGAAGGCAUCUUUAAAGGAACGUUUCGACUGGGAAGGAGCAGCCGGGCCUCAGUGGCAGGUUCUGGAAGGGGGCAGACCCUGUACGGACUGUGGUGUUUUGGUCGAGGGUACAGCUCUGUAUUUUGGAGGAGCUGACGCCAGACAAGCUGUUACCGCUGACUUGGACCUUCGGGGAGCCAAGUUUGUGGAGUACUGGGCCCGGAUUGGAAGUGAAAAUAACAUGUCCAUGUGCCACCGUCCAACAUGUCGGAAAGAGGGAGUACUGUUGGACUAUUCUACUGAUGGAGGUGUUUCGUGGAUUCUAUUGCACGAGAUGGACUAUCUCAAAUACGUAUCGGUGAGAAGGGAUUACAUAGUCCUUCCAGAAGGAGCCUUGACCAACGCCACUCGCCUGCGUUGGUGGCAGCCUUUUACCAUUUCCUCUGGCUUGGCCACUCCCAGCCUGGAAAGAGCCCAGUGGGCCAUAGACAACAUCUUGGUUGGAGGGUCAGAUAUUAACCCAUCAACACUGCAUGACACAUUUGAUGAUGAGGGUGUAUCUCAUGAAGAAAGUUGGAGCUUCUACCCCAAUGCUGUGCGAACUGCCGGCUUCUGUGGAAACCCCUCCUUCCAUCUUUACUGGCCCAAUAAGAACCAAGAUAGGGCACACAACAUCCUGGCCACUCGAGAACUCAUAGUGCAGCCUGGAUAUGUCUUACAAUUCAAGAUAGUAGUAGGCUGUGAGGCCGACACAUGUCAGGACCAUCAUUCUGUCCUGCUGCAGUACAGGAAGGAUGCAAGGUCUGAUUCGUGGCAGUUGGUCCAGUCUGAGUGUCUUCCUUCCUCAGUCAACAACGUGGGCUGCUCUCCCUUCCAGUUCCACGAGUCCACCAUCUUCAGUCCUGUCAACAGCUCAACGUGGACCAGGGUCACAAUUCAACUGCCUGACCACGUCUCUUCGGCGGCAACACAGUUCCGCUGGAUUCAAAAGGAGGGAACAGGAGAGCGUCAAAGCUGGGGAGUUGACCGUGUUUACAUCGGAGAGGCCUGCCCAGGACUCUGUAGCGGACAUGGCUACUGCACAAGCGGAAUGGUCUGCAUCUGUGAUGAGGGAUAUCAUGGUGACGACUGCUCCCUCUCUAGCAACGACUUACCCAGCUCAAUCAAAGACAACUUUGAGUCAGGCAGCGUGUCCCAAGAAAGUUGGCAGCUUAUCCAAGGCGGAGGAGUGGGCAGUGGGUGUGGCCAGCUGUCGCCACAUGCCCAUGGAGAUUCACUUUAUUUCAAUGGCUGUAAAAUGAGGCAAGCUGUGACUAAACCGCUGGACCUCACUCGAGCCAGGUACAGUAAGAUCAUGUUUGUGCUACAGAUUGGCAGCGUGGCACAGACAGAUAGUUGUAAUAUCGCUCUGGACCGCACAGACACAGUUGACAGAGCAGUUCUGCUACAGUACAGCGUAAACAACGGGGUCACCUGGCACGUCAUCGCUCAGCACCAACCCAAAGACUUCAUCAAGGCCCAGAGGGUUUCCUACAACAUUCCAUUAGAGGCGAGGGUUAAAGGAGUGAUGCUGCGAUGGUGGCAGCCGCGGCACGAUGGAGCAGAACACGACCAGUGGGCGCUGGACCAUGUUGAAGUUGUUCUGCCAUGGCUCCCACCCCCCUUCACUUUUCUCCUAGACAGCAGUCCCCUUCACCUGCUCCUCCCCUCUCGCGCUCUAACCUCUGCUCUCUUCUGUAUUCUGCUCCCUCUGGCAUGGCUGUAGCGUCAGCACCCGUAAACAAAACUACAUGAUGAACUUUGCCAGACAAAACGGCUUGCGUCACUACUACAGCCGCAAGCGGCGAGCACUGCAGCAACGCGCCUGAGCCUCCGGAGACGGACCCCCACCCCUUUUGACCUGCCAACCACACACUGACCCAUCCGCACUUGUCCCUUUGUCUCCUGAUGAUGUAAACACCAAAUCAAGUUCAUGCUUUAGCCCAAAUCUGACCUGUCUCGUGCUCACAAGGCUUUGGCGUGGAUGAAGCUCAGAAGACAAGCGUGUCAAGGCCAUUUUGUUGACGUUCUACUGUAGACGGUUAGGGUUUUAAAUUGUUUUGUUGAUGUGGUUCCUCUUCCCACCUGGCUCCUUCUCCUGCCAGUCCCUCCUGUCUCUGUUCCCCCUUUUCCAACCACACUGUGAAAUUGAGAGAUAAUAUAUCACUGCUGAACUGACCAGCCAAUUUGGCCUCCCGCCAAUUCCACUGAGCCGCAGGGGGGAUGGCUCCAAUCAACCAGUCUCGUACGCCACGAGAAAGACCACGACUAUGAUACAGACCAUGAAGAAGAACAAACGGUUUUGGAAAGUUGGGAUGUUUGGAAAAAAAAAAAAAAAAAUUAUUAUAUAAUACUGUGUUCUUGCUGUUCUUGUGUGUCUGUGGGUUCUUUUUGUGCUGAAUUCACUGUGGUAUUUGUUCAUUUGUUUUCUACUAAUUCUUAUGCUUUUAAAAGGGGGCGCUGGGUUCAGCUUCCCUUUUCCCCAGUUGAGUGGAUUGAGUGGAAUAACCACAUGGCAUAAUAUAAGAUGGUUGAAAUGAGUUGUUUUGGGGGAAAAAAAGGACUGAAUAAUGUUGCUUUUGGAUCAAUUUUAAAAAAUCAUUUUAUAUAUGUUGAUUCCCCAAAAAUACAGAUAUUUAUGGUAUAUGGCUCUUCACGUGACCUAUUUAAGAUGCACUGUGCGUGAAAUGUACGUUAUUUUCAAGUUAUUAGGCAGUCCAGUCAAGUUGUUAUACUGCAUCAUCUUCUCUUGUGCUGUUCUCCCUUUCCUCUGUCCUUCUCUGCUGAUUACUGAUACCUGAAGGUGAGGCACUGUACGUGUUGUUUUUGAAGUCUCUGUAAUAUGGACCCUCUGCCCUCAGUGUAACUUCAGUCUCGCAAAGCUCCUGUACAUACAUGUAUAUCCACUAUGGGGAGACCCAGCAGCCUUAUAAAAGGGAAAUAAAGAACUGCCCAAACCUCAUAUUGUACACUUUGCUAUAACUCUUCAUCGGCAUUUGUUCCAAACAAAAUCAUGGACCAUAUUUUCCACAAUUCAAUAAUUGUGGCUAAAUUUCAUUACCAGAUUAUGGUUUUCAUCAAUGUAUGUGUGUGCAUUUGGGGCAUAAAAAUCCUGUUUUGUAAUCUCAAUGGUUUUCACUGCAAUGA